Cicer arietinum (chickpea) is the source of this 893-nucleotide messenger RNA. Lineage: Eukaryota; Viridiplantae; Streptophyta; Magnoliopsida; Fabales; Fabaceae. The record is from RefSeq and is a predicted model, not a curated record.
UGAUGCUACCAAAAUAUAUUUAAACAUUUCGAUCCUACCAAAAGUUCUAUAUCAAGAUGAGUGGUGGUGGAGAAGGAGGUGAAGAAGGACUUGAUUUGCAAUUUACUCCAACAUGGAUUGUUGCUCGUGUUUGCACCGUCAAUGUUGCCGUUUCAUUUGUCGUUGAUCGUGCUCUUCGUUAUAUUGGCAAGUUUCUGAAGAAGAAAAAUAAAAAACUACUCUUUCAAGCCUUGCAAAAUAUCAAAGAAGAGUUGAUGUUGUUGGGUUUAUUUUUCAAUUUUUGAAUGUAACACAUAAUAAAAUCACAAAAAUAUGUGUUUUUGAGAAUUGGACUCAUCAUAUGGUUCUUUGAAGUCUUGUUGGUAAAACGAUCUGCUAGACAUAUUUUAGGUGAUGAUCAUCCAUCAACAGAAGAAACACUUGGAUACUGUUCUGUUAUGUUGAAAAGGAAAUUUUGAGUUUUGAUCCUUUUUAUCUUAUUCAAAGUUUUAAAUUUUGGCCGCAAUUUUAUCACAAUUUUUGCAAUUGUGGAAAAUUAAAUACAAGAUUAUUAAAAUAAGGAAAAUUGCAAAAUUCAUAAUUGUGUUUGCCAUGCGGUUGCAAUUGUUGAAACUUUUGAACAUUUACAUUAGACACAAAUUUUUUAUAUAUAUAGUUUAUUUAUUUAUUUAUUUGCCAUUCAAUUAUAUUUAUUUGCCAUUGAGUUAAACUAUGGUUGAAUAAUUGAACUGAUUGAACCAUAACUCAAAGGUUUUGAUUUAAGAUGUCUUCUUGUUGUUUGAGAUUGGAACACAUAUUUAUAUUUCUAGGUUGAUUUUGUUCCUGUCAUUGUAAGUCUCUUCCUAGCUUUGUUUCCAUUGACAUCUAUGCAUACUCGUAUAUAUUUUACUUUA